CUUGCUAAACCUCCCUCAUUCAAGAUGCAGUACAGGCCUCUUGACGAGACGAAGAACGAAAUCCGAGUCCUCAGGUUCCUUGAUGUAUCCAGCCCUAUCUCGGCUGAGGACGCUAUCAACUGCUCUCUUGAACACGUUCCGCUGGAAUUCUUUCCUCAAUUUCAAUCCCACCAAGAGAACCCGCAAGUUAAAACAUUUCCAGUAGCGUGGGAUGUUUUUACCACGUGCGUGGAUCUGCGAGAUUCGACGCUGGAGCAAACAAGACUUGACAAGGCUACACACACUGGCAUAGCCCAAAAUCACAGUUAUAAUAGCGGCUUCCGUUAUGCCUGGGGUGAUUUCGAGGCUUUGUCCUAUACGUGGGGUGAUGGAGGCGAUACGCGAUGUAUCUGCGUAAACGGAACCGAUAUUGAUAUUCCGAUCAAUCUCGAAAACGCACUAAGAGCUUUGCGUAAUCUGAAAGAGACACGUUUGGGUAUGUCUUAUUGGGUGGAUUGGUUAUGUAUCAAUCAGCAAGAUGUGGAAGAGAGAAACAAGCAGGUCAAACGCAUGAAAGACAUCUACGGCCGAGCUAGGGCUGUGGUUGUCUGGCUAGGCCAAGAAGAAGAAACAGACAGCGAUGCAGUCAAGACGAUGCAUUUCCUUUGUCGCAAUCCCUCUGUCGAAAAUAUACUGGAACUUCCAGGGAAUUUGCUGCUCAAAGCAUGGCCUGCACUCUUAGCCUUUACAAAAAAGAUUUAUUGGACUCGAUCUUGGAUCAUCCAAGAGCUCGCCGUGAAUCAUAAUUCGACUUCUUUCUUGUGUGGCAGAUUCAAGCUCACUAGAAGGAUGAUACGCUUGGGAGCUCUCUACUGCCAGGAAGUUUUGAAAGACACAGAAGAGUGGGAUUGUCGCUCCGAUACUGACUUAGGGCAAGAUGAAUGGUCUCUAGUUAAUCGAAUGCAUCGCCUAGUAAGUCUUGCCCUCAAUCCAAAUUUUGGAAUAAGCUUGGACCGUUUGUCGAGUCUUAUACGUUGGGCAAAAGCCUCCUGUGACAAAGACAAAGUCUAUAGUGUACUCGGCUUACUGGAUCCUAUGAUCUCUGCGGAUCUCAUCCCGGAUUACUCGCUUUCUGAGCAGCAAAUUUUUACAGAAUUCACAACAUCUGUUGUCAAAAACCGAGGUGAUAUAAGUUACAUCAUGGUAGGAGGCAUCCCUACCAGCAAGGGGUGGCCGUCAUGGGUACCUGAUUGGAGACAGCCGUUUUUGCGUUACCAUAUUCACUACUUUCGACGUUUUGCAGCGAGCGGAGGCCUACCAACUGAGUUAAGAUUUGAGAAAGGGCAGGAGAACGAGAGCCUCCUGAUUUGCAGUGGAUUUUGUGUGGAUACUGUGAAUGAAGUUGCGGCAGAGACUUCCCAAAUUCAGCACUCUACUCAAUUGAGUAACAAUACCUCUCCAAAUAGGUAUGGUGACCUCACACGUCAAGCGCUUCAUCAAACCAUACUCUUGGGCUAUCCUGGACUGAGGAAAGAACCACUCUUCAGGAUACCAUGGAUUCAGGAACCCGAUACAUAUUCAAAUUCGGACAACCACCUUGGUGACCAAGAGCAGCUCAAACUCUUUCAGUCAAGAAACUAUAAGCGGUUUCACAAGUUCAGAGAGGGUAAUAAACAUUUCCACGCUGGAGGCCAAGAUCUCCAAAGUUUCUUCCCACAGUACCUCGAUAGGAAGCCUUACAUUUCAAAAAUCGCCAAAAUCAUGUCUCUUGCUUCCAUUUCUCUGGAGCAAAGAACCCUAAUCACGACAUCAACUGGAUACUUGGGCCUGGCUCCCAUAGCUGUUCGGAGAGGAGAUGUUGUGGCUAUUUUAUUUGGGUCGAAAUGCCCCAUGAUUCUAAGACCAGUCGGCGACUAUCGUUUUCAGGUUGUCGGAGAAUGUUAUAUCCAUGGACUCAUGAACGGGGAAAUCCUGAGUCAUCUGUCUGAUGGAAACGUUGCCCAGCGAGAAUUUGUUCUAUGUUAGUAGAGCUUAACGUGUC
Messenger RNA from Bipolaris maydis ATCC 48331, 2020 nucleotides. Its product is annotated as heterokaryon incompatibility protein-domain-containing protein. The record is from RefSeq and is a predicted model, not a curated record. NCBI's taxonomy places the organism in Eukaryota, Fungi, Ascomycota, Dothideomycetes, Pleosporales, Pleosporaceae.